AGUCUUAGAAAACCCUUAGAGGCUUAGACCCAUCUCCUCUAAAAUCAGGGUCCCCUCAAUCAAAAAACUUCUUCUUGUUCUGUUGUGUCCAUAUGUUAUAUUUUAUUUUAUGAUAUACAUAGAAGCUUGUUCUUCUGAUCUAAUUUUAUGAGAUCAAGUGCUACUUGAUCCGUUUGUUUUGAAGAAGAUCAUCGCCUGUUUUUGGUUAACUGUUUAAUCCAAAUCCAGUUUCAUUUUACGUGAUCCGUUAAAUCUGAAUGGAAGCUGUUUUGACGCCUCACGCGACGGCACAAAAACAACCGUUUGCUCCUAACAAGAACAUCAGAAUGAAAACCCCGAAGAAAAACGGACGAGGUAAUUUCAUUUGUGCUAAUAACCGGUCUGAGAAUUUUGACACGUAUGCAGGUCUCUUGAAUCCUCCUUCACGCGCCAUGUCCUUCUCCUACUCUCACCCGCUCUCAGCUUCUUCACUCUUCACUCAUCACUGUGCUCAACAACCACCUCUGCUUCCUCUGCCCCACGUUGUUUCGCCAACUUAUGGUAGCGGACAAGGCCUUGUUGUUGUUGUUAAUAAAAACAAAAACAGGAGCAGAGACAUGUCUCUGACACCUAAGAAAUCGAAACCAACGAAGCGAGAGGAAGCGAAGAAGAGAUCGGUGACACAAUCUGAUAACCGCUGGGGACCUGAUCCCAAAGACCUUCCCAAAGUGGUGCUAGGGAUGGGAAACAACCACCACGACGUCGUUUCGGGGGCGGUUUUCAAUCUGGCUCCGCCACCCAGUAGUUUGCCGCUGCCAAAGUUCUCUUUGAGAUCCAAACUCGGUUGCAACGCCGAAACCGCCGCUGGUGGCGUUGAUGACGGAGCAACCAACAAUCUCCGGCGACUUCUGCGCCUCCGGUGAUGCUGUUAAACCUACUUCUCUUUCUCUCCUCGUUGCGUGAUCGAUGGUGCAUGAAUAUGAUGCUAAGUUUGUUGGGUCACGUUACUACUGGUAAUUAUUAUUAUGUGUAAAUAAAAAGGAUCGGCGAGGGUAAUUUGCUGAUUCGGGGUGCCUGCUGAAUAUGCUUUCGUUUUUUUUCUUUUUCCAAAAUAAAAAAAGGUGUGUUUUCUUUUGUUUGUUCAACACUUUUAACUUUUGUGCACCACCUAUGCUUUUUUUUUUUGAAUUGGGGUGCACAGAAACGAUGUGUAGUUCUUUCUAUGUACCAUCAGUUUCGGCUAUCAGUUCCGUGAUCCCUCUGUAUUUAAAUUUUCUUGAUAUUACUACAAAUCUAUUUGCUCUUUUUAUCACA
Molecule: messenger RNA, 1293 nt
Organism: Glycine soja
Lineage: Eukaryota; Viridiplantae; Streptophyta; Magnoliopsida; Fabales; Fabaceae
Exons: 2
Coding region: 258-902 (214 amino acids)
Source: RefSeq, a predicted model, not a curated record